CCUCCCCUCAGGCCGGCCCCUCCCCUCACGGCGAGCUAGUCUGUCUCGCUGAGACUUGGCUGGGUGCGGCGCGAGGCGGGCGCUGCGGGUGAGUCCCACUUCCCGACAGCGGGGCUUGGCCAGCGACUGGGCGGGGAGGCCGAGGAUGGAAGUGGGCUUAUCGGCCAUUACCCUCUGUUUCGCCAGCGCCAGCAGCCCUGUGGUGGCGACGACGAUGGAGCAGGAGCCAGUGGGCCGUGUGGAGCGAGAAGCCGUCGCAGCCUCGGGAGCUGCGGCCGCCGCGGCGUUUGGGGAAUCUGCAGGGCAGAUGAGUAAUGAAAGAGGCUUUGAAAAUGUAGAACUGGGAGUCAUAGGAAAAAAGAAGAAAGUUCCAAGGAGAGUCAUCCACUUUGUUAGUGGUGAAACAAUGGAAGAAUAUAGCACAGAUGAAGAUGAAGUCGACAGCCUGGAGAAGAAAGAUGUUUUGCCUACUGUUGAUCCGACAAAACUUACCUGGGGCCCCUACUUAUGGUUUUACAUGCUUCGGGCUGCUACAUCAACCCUCUCAGGUUGGUGUAAUGGAAAGACCAUGAGCUUUAGAUUCAGACCUAGCUUUGAACUUUGGAUCUGCUUUAUCAGUUUGGUGUGUGACUUCCUUGGAGAGAAGAUUGCAUCUGUUUUGGGUAUCAGCACCCCAAAGUACCAAUAUGCCAUUGAUGAAUAUUACCGGAUGAAGAAGGAGGAAGAAGAAGAAGAAGAAGAAAACAGGAUGUCUGAAGAAGCAGAAAGACAAUACCAACAGAAUAAAUUGCAGACUGAUUCCACUGUUCAGACAGAUCAACCAGAGACAGUGGUAUCCAGCUCAUUUGUGAAUCUCAAUUUUGAAAUGGAGGGAGACAGUGAAGUAAUUAUGGAAAGCAAGCAAAAUCCAGUCUCUGUCCCACCAUAAAAUGAAAUGACUAUCAAGCUUCAAACUUUUUUUCUUAAUACCAGAAACUUUCACAUUCUUUAUUCAGUGGGACUUAAUACAAUUAUUUAUAUUUUAAAUUAUUAAAAUAUCUGGAAAGGGAAAAUGUUUCUUCAUAUUUAGGCUCUAUCUAGCCAAAGCCAGAUCUGAAAUUCAGAUAUUUGUACUGUUUUUACUGUGCGUAGAAUUAGUGCUUUUGUUUGAAAAUGAUCUUUUAAAAAGUUAAGGACGUCUUAGAGCCUUAAUUGUUAAGAAGAGUUAAAUUAUCAAGCCUGUCAUUUGUGCAUUUGUUUUUUUUUUUUUAAAAAAAGGUAAGUUGCUGAUUAAGUCUAAUUGGAAUUGAUAAUCCCCCAGUUUCAGAUUGAAAUGAUGAUAUUUUCUCCUAGAUUUUCUCAUGUUAUGCUGUGCAUUUUUAUAUCUAACCAUUAAUUUCACACUAAGGAUGCUUCACCAUAUAAUAAAAGGAGCAAGAUGGAAA
This is a messenger RNA of Sapajus apella (tufted capuchin), 1424 nucleotides long. It is a transcript of the gene FAM177A1, whose product is annotated as family with sequence similarity 177 member A1. Bases 146 to 928 code for a protein of 260 amino acids. The record is from RefSeq and is a predicted model, not a curated record. The transcript has 6 exons. Lineage: Eukaryota; Metazoa; Chordata; Mammalia; Primates; Cebidae.